CACACACACACUUACACACACUGCCGUCCUCCUCCUCUACCUCUUUCAGCAAGUUUCUCCCUCUCUUCGCAGGUGUAACGAAGAUCCUGACCUUACAUAUUUCUUUCCUCAAACACACCCUUUCCCACUAAAUACUAAAUACCUAAACAUGAACAAAGACUGAAGUAUUGUGCUGUUCAGUAUCUGCUUAGUAGAUUCUAAUCCAAUCCAGGAUGAACUUUGAUGAGGUUCUGGCUCGGAUCGGAGGCUUCGGCCGCUUCCAGAAGAUUUUGUAUGUGUGGAUCUGCCUCCCUCAGAUCUUCCUGGCCUUCCACAUGCUGGUGUCGGUUUUUACUGGAGCUGUGCCACCUCACCUGUGCCGAGACACGAAAACACACACUCACAACUUCAACUUCACCCUCAGCCAGAGUGCCAGCGAGGCUUGCGGUAGUACACACACCAACAGCAGCCUUAGCACACACACCACCACGGCCUGCAGAGACGGCUGGGAGUUCAGCAAGGACGUGUUCCUCAGCACCGUUGUCACUGAGUUUGAUCUAGUGUGUGACAGUGCCACUCUGAACAACAUCGGAUCAUCUAUCUACAUGUUUGGGCUGCUGGUUGGUGCUGUGGUGUUUGGUGUACUAGCUGACCGGUACGGUCGCAGGAUCAUUAUUCUGGUGGGUCUGGCUUUGCAGGCUAUGUUUGGUGUCGGUGCUGCGUUUGCUCCCAACUUCUUCAUCUAUGUGUUACUGCGGUUUGUGGUGGGAACCACUGUAUCAGGAAUCAUCAUGAACGCAUUUGUACUAGGUACUGAAUGGACAGGUCCUAAACACCGGAUGUUGGCAGGAAUUAUAACAGACUAUUUCUUCGGCGUGGGCUACAUCCUGCUGGCUGGAGUGGCGUAUCUUAUACGGGACUGGCGUAAACUCCAGCUUGCCAUAUCUGCCCCUGGUUUCAUCUUCAUCUUCUACAUCUGGGUGCUCCCAAAGUCAGCUCGCUGGCUGAUGGCGAAUGGGAAGCAGGAGGAGGCGAUGGAUCUGAUCUGUAAAGCUGCACUCAUCAAUAAAAAGCCUCUGAAAGGCAACGACAUGGAGUUUCAGCUGAACAACUGUAAAGUUGAGCAAAAACUACAGAGGAAACACACAGUGGUGGAUCUGGUGCGGACGCCACAGAUGAGGAAACAGUCACUAAUCCUCUUCUAUCUCUGGUUUGUAAACGUGCUGGUCUACUACGGUCUGUCUCUAAAUGUUUCUGACUUUGGAAUGAACAUCUACUUAACCCAGCUGAUCUUUGGGCUGGUGGAGAUGCCAGCACGUACCAUCACACUCUUUACCCUAAACCGCUCUCGCAGGAUCUCUCAGCUUUCUUUCCUUGCUGUGGGGGGGCUUGCUUGCCUCCUCACCAUCUUCAUCCCCCAAAAUCUACCAGUGGUCCGAACCAUCCUGGCCAUGUUGGGAAAGUUUGGUAUUACAGCCUCGCUGUCCAUUGUCUACGUUUAUUCAGCAGAGGUGUUUCCCACUGUCGUCAGGCAGAACGGCAUCGGCAUGGGCUCUAUGUGUGCUCGUGCAGGUGGGGUGAUUGCACCCAUAAUCUACCUCCUCAGACGCAUCAGUCUGCACGCUCCUAUGGUGGUGUUUGGCCUGUGUCCACUAGUGGGUGCUCUACUGACCAUUCUACUGCCUGAGACGGCCCACAAACCCCUGCCAGACACCAUUGAGGAUGUGGAAGGGACCAGUAACAAGGCAGAAACACAGAUCUCGGAUGGCAUCAUCUAACCGAGAUUAGAACCAGUGGGGUGUUUGUUCUGAAGGACAAUUGAGAAGGACAUUUUUUUAACCUCAACAACCACAUGCACACACUUAGGCCAGAAAUGUAUGUAUGUGAAAGCAAUACAUAACACAACGCAAGCUACAUGCUGAGUAUUUCCAAAAGAGGCACCACAUCUACAGUCAAGGGCUUUAAAGUUUCAGGACAUGCAUGAAGGAGUCCUUAUUGAAUGGGGCUGAACAGAGCAAAAUGGCUUAAACGGUAAUAAAAUGUGAUAUAGUUCUAGUCUCUUCUAGUCUUUCUUUUUGGAAAGAAGAAUAAUGUAUUACCGAAAAUUACCCCUGAAUACCAGGACAUUUCUAUAUCAAACAGCUAAUGUAACUGCUACUGAAUGCUAGAUAUCAUUAUGACUACUGAGUAUUGGUGAGCUGAGCUGCUCAUUUGCUGUUGGUGAAGAAGAACUCUGGUUGGACUUUGGGUUUAUUAAAACAUGAUUAAAAAGUUCUUAACACUUUCUUGCAGCUUUCUGAGAUCCAGUAUUUUGUGCACUUUGCCCAAACAAGCUGAUAUGGGGCAUAUUUGCCCCUGCAGAUAAAUUGCUUUUUCCACAUUAAACACGUUUAAAACGAGGCAUUUAUAACUUUAAAACUACACAAGAAGUUUAUCCCAUAUCAUAUGGAAAUUUCUGGCUGUCGCCAAACCUAAAUGUAAGUCACAAUAAGUCAACCGUCGAGCACAAAUAGUAAAACAAUGUUCAUGUAAUUUGUUGUUGGUUCUUUGCAUUCUAAUAUUGACAGUAAUCAGAUAUUUUCAGCAACAGUUGGAAAUUAAUGCAUUUUCAAGAACUAUCCUACCUAUUCUUUUGUGACUUACAGUUGACUUAUUGUGACUUAAAUUUAAAAUAGUGGGACGUGGAGAUUUACCUAUACUAUGGGUUUUACACGGUGGAUUUUAAUUAAAUUUUGAUUAAUUUUUUUUAUUUUUAUUUAAUUUAAAUAAAAUUCCUGUGCAGUUUUAAAGUUCUAGAUGCCUCGGUUUAAAUUUCAGGGCUCUCUGGAUUCUACCAAUGUAGUGUGGAGCUACUUUGAGCCUAAAUUACAGUGUAAAAAAGCUAUUUAUCUGCAGGGGCAAAAUAUGCUCCGUCUCACUCAUUUUAAAAUGCACAAAAUACUGGAUCUCAGAAAGCUGCGCAAGAGUACACCCAUUUUAGUACACCCAAAAUUUCACACUGGAGUUCUCCUUUAAAAUUGUUCUAAAAUCUGACAGCAGAGCUGAAAUGUUUGAUGCUGUUUAGUUUUGGAGAAUCAAGAUCGGUUUCUUCCUAUAGAAAAAAUAAUUGUUUUUAAAAAAAAAAAAUUAAAAGCUCCACAUAAACACAUUCAUUCAGGACUCAGUCAGGAGUGUCCUCUAGUGGCUGACCAAACUAGAUGUUCUCAGUCCUCGCCCCUGCAUUCCAAUAGAAUUACAGAUAAAGCAAUUUAAAAAGUAUUCUCUCCUGUAUUCUCUGUAUGUAACUGUUGUUGGUUUUGCAGUGAUCCUCAAGCGACCACUUGUGUACUGUAUUAAUUGUGACAGAAACAUAAGAAUGCAUACUGAGUUUGUACAGAAGAGCCGGGCAUUUGCUGAAUGUCAUCCUUUACGUUUGCAUACUUGCACUGAGUAUGUUUUGGGCCUCACACUUAAUUUCAAAGAGCCCAUAUCCUACAAGUCUCUUGUUUUUCCACAUAAUUUUCUGUUCUGACUGAAGAUCAUGUAUUCUGUUUCAUUGAGAAAUCAGUCUAGGCUGAAACACUCCUUAUAGCUUCAGAGUGAAUGGGCAGAGCUGAACUGCUAUAUGUACAGUGUAUAGAAAUAAAUGUAAACAAGUUACAGACAGAGGAGUAAAACUAGCAAUGUUUACACACUACACCAAAUAUUCCAAGAAUAUUUGGUUUUACCUGAUAUUAGCCUUUUAACGUUUACUGCAGUUCUGACAGAUGUUUAAAGCAGCUUUGCAGACAGUGUGAGUGUGUGUGGACUUUUACUUUUACAGAGCUCUCCUCACUGACCAAGACUAAGUUUACCAGCAUCUGUGUUUUAACCGAGCACAUAGUGUUGUUUUUAUAUUCACAUUUUUCAGAUGAUCUUUCGUCAGAGCAGUCUCACGCAAUCUCAUGCAAAUGACAAAAUGUGUAAAUUCAGUUAUUAGAAACCUUCAGUGUUUAUAAAGAUGUAAAAAAGAUGUAAUUGGACAAUGUUGUUAAUAAUGUCAACAUGUAAAUGUGUAAAUAAUGCACUUUAUGCUCUGUGUAUACUGUAUACAGUCAGAUCUGAUCUGAAAGACUUUGACUGUAGCACAAUUUGUGUAUAUUUUCUUUUGUUUGUUUUCUUUGGUUUUAAAUCAAGAAGUUUCAUUGAAAUAUUGCAUUGAUUAUUUAGGAAGCUAGUAUUUUUAUAGUGCAUUAUAGUGCAUCUGUUUUACAUGCCAAUAUUAAAUGCACUUGGAUCUGAUUAUAAACAUGUAGGCAAAUCUUUGCAAUCUAUAUGUUCAACAAUUCUGUAAGCAAUGGACACCCAAUGCUUCCUCUGCAGAGAUGCGUGGUCAGUCUUACUGCAGCUGCCUUUAGCUGUAGUUUAUGUGAGUUCAGUUCUCAGUGAUAUGGGCCUUUUACAGUAUAUCAGUUUACAGCUGUCUGCUGCCCCCUGCUGGAGAAGAGCGUCUUACUACACCUCUGCUUCAGUACAGGUGCAGCACAGCCAUCAGGAUUUCACCUGCAGUCAGUGUUUCACAUUCAUGUUACACAUUACGUUUUUUAUCAUCAGUCUGUAUAAACAGCAUUGGUCUUAUUCCAGUAUCUGGUAUCUGUGAACUUUAAUAUUUUCUGCAGUGAUAUAUUUGUACAAUAAAAUGCUGCCUUUUUACUGA
Astyanax mexicanus (Mexican tetra) is the source of this 4654-nucleotide messenger RNA. RefSeq lists its product as uncharacterized. Gene Ontology annotation, molecular function: transmembrane transporter activity. The record is from RefSeq and is a predicted model, not a curated record. Bases 213 to 1757 code for a protein of 514 amino acids. The transcript is spliced from 10 exons. Gene Ontology annotation, cellular component: membrane. NCBI's taxonomy places the organism in Eukaryota, Metazoa, Chordata, Actinopteri, Characiformes, Acestrorhamphidae. Gene Ontology annotation, biological process: transmembrane transport.